AUGGAUCAAUGCUCUCCUGUUGCAGAAAUUUCUGAUGGAAAUGUUGAUGGUGAUACAUAUAUGAGAAAUGAGAAAGCUGGUGGUUUUGAAUCUUUGCUGGUUGUGACUAAUGAAAGAAGUGGAGAGGAAAAUCAUAAUUAUGUUUGCAAGAAAGCCAGUAAUGUGACGUUUGAUGAUGAGCGUGGUUUGAGAUGUGAUAAUGAACCUCCAGACAAAGGUUACCAUUCUGAUGUGGAGAAUUCACCAUGUGUGGAAUUUAUAGAGGUAGCAUCUCCAGUCUCUGAAGCUGGAACGUGUACAGAAGCAAUUCAACUGAUUGAGAGAGCUCCCAGACUGGUAGCAUAA
Messenger RNA from Ilex paraguariensis (yerba mate), 345 nucleotides. NCBI's taxonomy places the organism in Eukaryota, Viridiplantae, Streptophyta, Magnoliopsida, Aquifoliales, Aquifoliaceae. The record is from the annotation of a GenBank genome assembly.